Messenger RNA from Helobdella robusta, 408 nucleotides. RefSeq lists its product as hypothetical. The transcript has 4 exons. Lineage: Eukaryota; Metazoa; Annelida; Clitellata; Rhynchobdellida; Glossiphoniidae. Bases 1 to 408 code for a protein of 135 amino acids. The record is from RefSeq and is a predicted model, not a curated record.
AUGGGCAAAAAAAAUUUUGCAAAAAAUUCAAAUAAUUCAACGCGUGGUGCUGUAUUUCGUCCAAAUGGCCAACUAACUGAGACCACAUCUGCAUCUGUAUGUGAUAUAUUUACUACGCGCGAGUAUAAAAUCAGCAAAUACAACGGGACCACCAUCAGCAGCGUCAUCAAGUAUAUAUUCCACCGCCAAAUUAGGACGCCGCAUUGGAGCGGAACAAGUCAAGCUGUAAAGUACCAUGGCAAGAAAAACCAUUUAGAAUUGGCAGAUAAUGAGAAAAAAUGCAAACUUUUGUAUUUAAUGCUAAAGAAUGGCUCUUCCAUAUCUACUACAAACCCCUUGUGUUAUGCCAGGUUUCGCUCUGACAUCUUUGGUGCAUUCAGCAUUUCCGUUAUGAUAGAGCCCAGGUAA